Messenger RNA from Pongo pygmaeus (Bornean orangutan), 2758 nucleotides. RefSeq names its product nectin cell adhesion molecule 2 (gene NECTIN2). The coding region runs from base 298 to 1914 and encodes 538 amino acids. Gene Ontology annotation, biological process: homophilic cell-cell adhesion; positive regulation of T cell receptor signaling pathway; acrosome assembly. The transcript has 9 exons. Gene Ontology annotation, molecular function: cell adhesion molecule binding. The record is from RefSeq and is a predicted model, not a curated record. Gene Ontology annotation, cellular component: focal adhesion; apical junction complex; plasma membrane. Lineage: Eukaryota; Metazoa; Chordata; Mammalia; Primates; Hominidae.
AGAACGCCAGGAGGGGGCGGGGCCGGAGCCGGGGUCGGCUUGACUCGGGGGAGCAGCGGGUGGAUCCUGUGACGUCAGCGGGUUCGAACCGCCGGAGCUGAGCGAGGGGCCGGGGGUGCCGAGCCGGGCGGGGAGAGCUGGGCCGGGAAAGCAGAACAGGGAGGCUAGAGCGCAGCGGGAACCGGCCCGGAGCCGGAGCCGGAGCCCCACAGGCACCUACUCGCCCGCCCAGCCGAUCGGCCCCCACAGAGUGGCCCGCGGGCCUCCGACCGGGCCCAGUCCCCUCCCGGGCCCUCCAUGGCCCGGGCCGCUGCCCUCCUGCCGUCGAGAUCGCCGCCGACGCCGCUGCUGUGGCCGCUGCUGCUGCUGCUGCUCCCGGAAACCGGAGCCCAGGAUGUGCAAGUUCAAGUGCUACCCGAGGUGCGAGGCCAGCUCGGGGGCACCGUGGAGCUGCCGUGCCACCUGCUGCCACCUGUUCCUGGACUGUACAUCUCCCUGGUGACCUGGCAGCGCCCAGAUGCACCUGCGAACCACCAGAAUGUGGCCGCCUUCCACCCUAAGAUGGGUCCCAGCUUCCCCAGCCCGAAGCCCGGCAGCGAGCGGCUGUCCUUCGUCUCCGCCAAGCAGAGCACUGGGCAAGACACAGAGGCAGAGCUCCAGGACGCCACGCUGGCCCUCCAUGGGCUCACAGUGGAGGAUGAGGGCAACUACACUUGCGAGUUUGCCACCUUCCCCAAGGGGUCCGUCCGAGGGAUGACCUGGCUCAGAGUCAUAGCCAAGCCCGAGAACCAAGCUGAGGCCCAGAAGGUCACGUUCAGCCAGGACCCUACGACAGUGGCCCUCUGCAUCUCCAAAGAGGGCCGCCCACCUGCCCGGAUCUCCUGGCUCUCGUCCCUGGACUGGGAAGCCAAAGAGACUCAGGUGUCAGGGACCCUGGCCGGAACUGUCACUGUCACCAGCCGCUUCACCUUGGUGCCCUCGGGCCGAGCAGAUGGUGUCACGGUCACCUGCAAAGUGGAGCAUGAGAGCUUCGAGGAACCGGCCCUGAUACCUGUGACCCUCUCUGUACGCUACCCUCCUGAAGUAUCCAUCUCCGGCUAUGAUGACAACUGGUACCUCGGCCGUACUGAUGCCACCCUGAGCUGUGACGUCCGCAGCAACCCAGAGCCCACGGGCUAUGACUGGAGCACGACCUCAGGCACCUUCCCGACCUCCGCAGUGGCCCAGGGCUCCCAGCUGGUCAUCCACGCGGUGGACAGUCUGUUCAAUACCACCUUCGUCUGCACAGUCACCAAUGCCGUGGGCAUGGGCCGCGCUGAGCAGGUCAUCUUUGUCCGAGAGACCCCCAACACAGCAGGCGCAGGGGCCACAGGCGGCAUCAUCGGGGGCAUCAUCGCUGCCAUCAUUGCUACUGCUGUGGCUGCCACGGGCAUCCUUAUCUGCCGGCAGCAGCGGAAAGAGCAGACGCUGCAGGGGGCGGAGGAGGACGAAGACCUGGAGGGACCUCCCUCCUACAAGCCGCCGACCCCAAAAGCGAAGCUGGAGGAGCAGGAGAUGCCCUCCCAGCUCUUCACUCUGGGGGCCUCGGAGCACAGCCCACUCAAGACCCCCUACUUUGAUGCUGGCACCUCAUGCACUGAGCAGGAAAUGCCUCGAUACCAUGAGCUGCCCACCUUGGAAGAACGGUCAGGACCCUUGCACCCUGGAGCCACAAGCCUAGGGUCCCCCAUCCCGGUGCCUCCGGGGCCACCUGCUGUGGAAGAUGUUUCCCUGGAUCUAGAGGAUGAGGAGGGGGAGGAGGAGGAAGAGUAUCUGGACAAGAUCAACCCCAUCUAUGAUGCUCUGUCCUACAGCAGUCCCUCUGAUUCCUACCAGGGCAAAGGCUUUGUCAUGUCCCGGGCCAUGUACGUGUGAGCUGCCAUGCGCCUGGCGUCUCACAUCUCAGCUGUUGAUCCCUUAGCUUUCUUGCCAAGGAUCUAGUGCCCCCUGACCUCUGGCCAGGCCACUGUCAGUUAACACGCAGGCAUCCCAUUUGUGAUGUCUACCUUGGUGGCUCCACUGUGACCCCUAACCCAUGACCCCAGAGAAAGUCACCGUGAUAAUGGAAUCCUGGCAACCUUAUCUCAUGAGGCAGGAGGUGGGGAAGGUGCUUCUGCACAACCUCUGAUCCCAAGGACUCCUCUCCCAGACUGUGACCUUAGACCAUACCUCUCACCCCCCAAUGCCUCGACUCCCCCAAGAUCACAAAGAAGACCCUAGACCUGUAAUUUGUCUUCAGGUAGUAAAUUCCCAAUAGGUCUGCUGGAGUGGGCGCUGAGGGCUCCCUGCUGCUCAGACCUGAGCCCUCCAGGCAGCAGGGUCCCACUUACCCCCUCCCCACCCUGUUCCCCAAAGGUGGGAAAGAAGGGAUUCCCCAGCCCAAGGCAGGGUUUUCCCAGCACCCUCCUGUAAGCAGAAGUCUCAGGGUCCAGACCCUUCCCUGAGCCCCCACCCCCACCCCAAUUCCUGCCUACCGAGCAAGCAGCCCCAGCCUAGGGUCAGACAGGGUGAGCCUCACACAGACUGUGCCUUGACGGCCCCAGCCUUGGGAGAAGAAUUUACUGUUAACCUGGAAGACUACUGAAUCAUUUUACCCUUGCCCAGUGGAAUAGGACCUAAACAUCCCCCUUCCGGGGAAAGUGGGUCAUCUGGAUUGGGGGUAGCGAUUGAUACUGUUUUGUAAACUACAUUUCCUACAAAAUAUGAAUUUAUACUUUGA